Molecule: messenger RNA, 1112 nt
Organism: Mugil cephalus (flathead mullet)
Lineage: Eukaryota; Metazoa; Chordata; Actinopteri; Mugiliformes; Mugilidae
Gene: eef1akmt2
Product: EEF1A lysine methyltransferase 2
Exons: 6
Coding region: 70-783 (237 amino acids)
Biological process (GO): peptidyl-lysine monomethylation; peptidyl-lysine dimethylation
Cellular component (GO): cytoplasm
Molecular function (GO): protein-lysine N-methyltransferase activity
Source: RefSeq, a predicted model, not a curated record
CUUGUGGGAACUGUAGGCGACGACUUGUCAGACUGUCUUCCUCUCCUCCCCGGCAGCCAAUGCUCCAGCAUGGAGGUCGCUACAGAAAGAACACAUGGCUUUGAAGGUACCUCGGACGCAGAGGACGACACAUGUUCAGAUGCUGAUUUUGGAACUUCAAAACUCGGAACGAAAGAAUAUUGGGAGGAUACAUACCAAAAAGAGCUGGAGACGUUCAAGGACAUCGGAGAUGUUGGUGAGAUAUGGUUUGGGGAGGAGAGCAUGAGCCGUGUGCUGCGAUGGAUGGACAACGCAAAGAUCCCAGAAAAUGCAGCCAUACUUGACAUUGGCACCGGAAAUGGAGCGUUUUUAGUUGAAUUGGUUAAACACGGAUACAGGAAUCUGACCGGUAUAGAUUAUUCUCCAGCAUCUGUGGAGUUGGCCAGAAACAUUAUCCAGGCGGAGGACAUGAGUGAUGUGACUGUAAAGGAGGUGGAUUUCCUAAGCUGUCAAGGGGAGCUAAAAGGUUUUGAUGUCUGCAUCGAUAAAGGAACAUUUGAUGCAAUAAGCUUAAACCCAGACAACAGCAUAGAGGGUAAAAAACUGUACGUCCAAGCUCUAAAAGAGGCUCUUAAUGACAGAGGAUUCUUCGCUAUCACUUCCUGUAACUGGACAAAAGAGCAGCUUCUAGAGAGAUUCAGUGAAGGAUUUGAGUUUGUACAGGAUUUGCCUACACCCAGUUUCCAGUUUGGAGGCAAGACAGGCAACAGUGUGACGGCACUCAUCUUCAAAAGAGUACGCUGAUUCACAAGCCGCAAGAGGAUAUUUGUCAUCAGUUCUGCUCACAGGAACUUUGUGGACUUUUAUACAAUACAUCCUUAUAUAGCUUUCAUUUGUAAAGACUGUGUCAUGAAGCAGAUGAAACUGAGUGGGAUUUUUUUGCAUGGGAAAAAAAACACAAUCAGUCUUUAGUUGUGAUACUUUCACAUUUCACCUACAUUGUUUGCAUUGUUCCAAAUUAUAAGGCACUACUGAUUAUGUUUAACUUUUUGUAAUAUUUCUACAUAAAAUUAGAAAGAUUAUUUCACUCUUUUUCAGUUUUGUUAACAUUCAUUAAAAUGUUGCUUAAUAUA